Molecule: messenger RNA, 1307 nt
Organism: Cuscuta europaea
Lineage: Eukaryota; Viridiplantae; Streptophyta; Magnoliopsida; Solanales; Convolvulaceae
Source: the annotation of a GenBank genome assembly
CAUUAGUGUGAGUCUGUGAUUGUCCAAACAUAUGGCGGCGGUUCUCAAUUCUCAUAUAUAAGUACAGUAUAUAGCUAUACUCUAUAUUAUUGACUGUUAAUCGAAUAAAUAGAAAAUCACAGAAAACUGAUCGAUCAGAGAAUAACAUGGGCAAAGGGAAGUCAAAGAUCGAGAUGAAACUGAUCGAGUCACGGGAAGCUCGGAAUGUGUGUUUCUCCAAGAGGAGAACGGGGCUCUUCAAGAAGGCGUCCGAUCUGUGCCGCCUAUUCCCGGGAGUUAAAGUCGCGGCCGUCGUCUUCUCUCCAGCGGGAAAGCCGUAUGUGUAUGGCGACCCAACUGGGAUUUUGGAGUCGCAGCAGCAACAGCAGGGCGGCGGCAGUCCUCUUUGUGCUCUGUUUCCUUCGCCCUUGUCCGGUGAUCCGUACCUGGUUGAUGUCUCCCAGACCAAACUUCGAAUGUGUAUAGAUGCAUGCCUAGAACCAAAAAUGAUGGAACACUUCAAAAUAGUAAGGCCCUAACACAACAACUCUUGGAUCCAUGAACUCACAUCUUCUUCUCUGAGUGUCCCCUGCUGACUUGAGGAGGAAGCCAAAACAGAGGAUGGCGGCGAGGAACAUUCUGGAAAAACGGGACCGCCGCCCUGCUGCGGCUGCAACUCUUGGAUCAUUGAUCCAAUGUCUUCUCCACUAAUCAGCCAAUCAUCUUCCCAAGGAGUAUUCAGCGUCUCCUUCUCAAUUCGCGAAUAGCAGCAGGGUUCACAAAUCACAUGGCCACCGCCCCCGGCCAGAACAGACGACGGGGAAGGAUAUUGCGGAGGACACCCGCCCUGCAGUUGCCUCUGCUGCACCCCUCGGAUCACUUCUUCAAUGACUUCGUCAGCCAACGGUCCGCCGCUGUUCCAAGCAGUAUUCUCUCCCGGAUCACCGGACAAGGGCGAAGGAAACAGAGCACAAAGAGGACUGCCGUCGCCCUGCUCAUGCUGCUGCGAGUCGAAAAUCCCAGUUGGGUCGCCAUACACAUACGGAUUUCCGGCCGGAGAGAAGACGACGGCGGCAACUUUAACUCCCGGGAAUAGGCGGCACAGAUCGGAUGCCUUCUUGAAGAGCCCCGUUCUCCUCUUGGAGAAACACACAUUCCGAGCUGCCCGUGACUCGAUCAGUUUCAUCUCGAUCUUUGACUUCCCUUUGCCCAUUUUUCUCUCUGAUUUUCUCUCCGUUUUCUGGUUUUCUAUCUGUAUGAUCAUAAUGAGAAUAGUUCAACGGAGUAUUUAAACACUCAGCUCCUAAUUGCACCGCCUAUGAUUGCCA